Messenger RNA from Besnoitia besnoiti, 9039 nucleotides. RefSeq lists its product as uncharacterized. Lineage: Eukaryota; Apicomplexa; Conoidasida; Eucoccidiorida; Sarcocystidae. The transcript is spliced from 6 exons. The coding region runs from base 1 to 9039 and encodes 3012 amino acids. Gene Ontology annotation, biological process: regulation of DNA-templated transcription. Gene Ontology annotation, molecular function: DNA-binding transcription factor activity. The record is from RefSeq and is a predicted model, not a curated record.
AUGGGAAUGCCGACCGUCGAGGUGCCAGACUUGGAGGGCAGCGGUUGUGGGUUUUCGGGGGCGGGAACCUCCAGCGAGACCCUGUUCAGCUGUGCAGUGAAGCCUCAGCUCUCUGUCUUCGAGCAUAGGGGCGCUUCGAAUGGCGGCAGCGACGGAGCUGAACGCACCGCGCUCGUAUACGCGGCGAGCGAAGGGUCAGCCGGAGGCAGCGGCAAGCUCGAACAAGAAACAGGCGCAAGCGAGCGCGUGGAGGAUGCGCGAGACACACGACGCAGGUCCGAGGCGAGUUGCUAUUGCCAGGGAGAGACUACAGAAAAUGAAGAGCCUCCGUGUCCGCAGCGGAUUGGAAAGGGUGAAGUGCCCUCUCCUUCCUCUCGAAUCGCCACGCGUGGAAACUUCUUCUGCUCUGCGCGCGGCCCUCUUAGCUCCGCGACGGCGCAUGCUCCCUCUAGCGCUGGAGCCGAACUCGCAGUCGCGGGGCGGGGGCUCUUGGCCCGCCAGGGAGGGGCGCCUGCCGAGGAGACAGGGGACAUCGCGGCCCCUUCCACUGUAGCUGUGAACACUCCAGCUGAUCCUCCUGCGUCUCAUUCGAACGAUGUCGCUCCGGCAGCCUCGGCGCCGGCGAGAAUGACCUUUCCUUUGUCAUGCAAAAGCGGCUGUGGCCCGUAUGCAGUGCCUGGAUCCCCUGACUACCAUCCGUCCUCGGCCGUGGCGAACUAUCCGCCGCCAUCGCAGCCUCCCUCUCUCUCGCCCGCCUCCUCUUCCCCAGCACCCCUGUUUUGGUCUUCUCAGAGCCCGGGCUCUGCUCUCCCUGCGCCCCAGCCUAGGCUCGCUCAUCUUCCGUAUCCCUCCCUCUACUCGCCUUCCUACGAGGAGGCGCCUUCCAACCAGUCUCCGGCUUCAGAGGCCCAGGCUUCCUCUGCAGGCAGUCGCUAUGGCGCAGGACCUCUCCGCGCGCCGCUUUCUUACCCUCCGUCUCUAUUAUCGCUCAACUUCCCGCCCGCUGCGUCGUCUCCCCCGCAACCCACACUCGCGCCCUGUGCAGUUGCGGGCGAGGCCGCGCCCCGCCAGCACGCCGAAGGGGCGAGCUGCGGCCUCUGUCUUCUGCGGCCAACGGUCAGUCCGCGUUCGGCCUGCGACUCGCUCCCUCAAACUGCGUCGGGCUGCAGCCCGUCGCCCUUCUCUUCUCCCUCUGCUCCUCCAGCCAACCUGGUCCCGCAGCCUCUUUCUGUGCCGCCUCCCGCGCCCGCCCCAGACGCAGCGACGGACGCCCCGCCCUGUCACUUUUAUGGAGACACCCACCCGCCCUGUGGCAAGCCCGCUGCUUCGUCUUGCUCUCUACCCUCCUCGCAGCCUUCUGGCGCCUGCGCGCCCUCUAUCGGCUGCUGCCCACCGGCUAAGUCGCUUCUCUUGCCUGCCGCGCCCCCGCCCCACCACCGGGCCGCCUCAGCGGCCGGCGCCGGCGGCGUGGGAAUGGGAGUGGUUUGUGGAGCCCAAGCGACCGCGACAGGCGCGCCCUUCGCCCACGGGCCCAGUGCCCUUGACAGGGCUUCUCUCUCGCAGCUGUCUCUCGUUCCUCCACAGCGCGCGCAGGCCGCUGUGAACGCGUCGGUCUCCGCCGCGACGUCUCUCCUCGCGACCCCCUCUCCGUGUCCUCCGCCCGGCGGUGCCGCUUCACCGUUUCCCCUGUCAGGCAAUGCGCCCGAGGCCUCCGCAGCCUGCCAGCAGAUUUUUUUCGGCGGCGAGGCGCAGAAUGCCCCCCUCCCUCAGGCCCUCGCCCCUGGCGCAGUCCUCGCCGACGUCGCGCAGGCGUCCGCCGGAGACGCAGGGCCCAUCGGCGCGAGUCUCCGCUGCGGAUACUAUCCGGGCUUCGCGGCGCCAGGCGGAGACCCGCCGGGGGCGCAGGGCGGUGAGGGGGGGAUGCGGGGCCUCGGCGGGGGCUCGGGGCUCUUUCUGGAUCGCGAAAACGGAGACGGGAGAGUCCUGCUGGAGCAGCUCGACGUGCUGCGCAGCGGCGCCUCUAAGGACCUAUACAAGCGCGAGCGAACGCGCGUAGUGGGCGAGCUGAUUCGACAGGCCGUCACGUACCCGAAAGUCUCAGGCAUCUACUUUGACAAGCACCAGCUCCGCUGGUCCGUUGGCUGGGCACAGCACGGGCGCCGAGUGGCGAAGUACUUUCCUGUCAAGAUUUUCGGCCUUGCUGAAGGCUAUCGACUAGCUGUGCACUUCAAACAAGCCAUGCGGGCGGCAGCGCUGGCGGGGACGGCGGGCGUCAGUCCCCCUGGCCCCUUGCCGCCUUCCGCUUUGCUCUCUUCUUUCCCACUGCCGGCCUCUCCCUUAUCCUCUCUGCCUUCGUCUUCCACCGUCCCUAUCACGCCGCUGAGAGUCCCUCCGCUGCCCGCAACGGCGUUUCCAGCGUGCACUGGAGCCCCGCGCGCGGCCUCCCCAACUCCCUGUCCGCCACGGGGAAGCAGCAGGACGGGCGAGGAAGGACAAGCGAUGGACGCCUUCUCUCGCAUUGACCGGCUGCAGCAGCUGACGUUGGACGGCCGGCGUGAGCCGGCAACAGGGGCAACUACGCAGAGACCCGGCGCCCUCAGCCCGGCGCUGGCGCGCCGAGGCCCCUCGGGAGACGCUGAAGCUCCGCCAGGUCCCGCCGCGCCGUCAGCGCCGCGAGGAAGCGAGUUAGAGCCGUCCGGGGUAUCGAGUUCAGUGCCUGCUCAGGUGGUGCCUUCCGAAGGGCAGGAAAACCAAUCACUCAUCGGUGCCCCCGAGGGUCUCUCGCUGUCGCCCUUGUACGGCCCCCAAGGCCCGUUUGCCCCCGGCGGAAGGGACUGCGGCGCAGGGUCGGCGCGGUCGGAGGCCGGUGCAGAUGCAGCGCCGCGUCUCGCACAAUUUGCGGAGAAAAGUGAGUCUUCGCAUUUGGAGCCCGAUAGUGGCGCGAGAAGGGCGGACAGACUGCCAUUUUCUCCGGCGAUGUCAGGCGUGCCUCUCUCUCCCAGUCCUGCCGGCCUCGGCGGAGGAGGGGGCGCGGCCGCAGGCAUGCAGCCCUGCGGGGGGCCCAGGGGCCAGCUCCCGGGGCUCGACGAGGCAGGAUUGAUCUCCGCGGCGCCUUUGGAGGGCGGGAGAGAGAGCUUUGUGGAUCUUGUCUCGGGGCUGAGAUUGGUUGAGCGGAGGCAGGAAGGCGGCGGGGGCAGCGGCAUCAUGGGCUCGACGCCGACGGAGGCGUGUCUCUCGCUCCACGGGGGCGGGCGAGGGGAUCCGCAUGCAAAUGCGGGGAGACCGGGGGCGGAUAGCACGCGCAGCUCUUCUGAGGAUAGAGAACGAGCUGCGACGGCGACAGACCAAGACGGAGACGGCACGUCCCCAAGAUUUUCGCUAGAAUCUUGUCGCAGCAGGCCUCCCGUGCGCAGCACGCCACAACCCGACCUACAGCGCGAUGGACACUGCGAAGGCGAGGACGUGAAAAAGCAGCCGGCGCAUGCGAUUGGACUCGCGGGUGCCGAGUGCGGAGGCAAACUCGCCGAGACUUGCAACGCCCAGCGGGACGCCAGCAUAAUCCGAAGGCUAGACCGAAGGCAGGCGAAGCGAGGCGAUGACGACAGCAGCGCCAGCCGCGAACGCGGGGCCCAGGCAGAGAGAGACGCGGCAGGCGAACGCGAUCAUGCGGCGGGGUCCUCUGCGUUUCGGUGUGAAUCGAUAUCUAGCACCUCCACUCCUGGUGACUCGCAUCCAGCGUCCGCGCGGGCAGUCGCAGGUAGUAUCGAGAGCCCGGGCGAGGGCGGGUCUGAAGACAGGAGCGAAGACAGCAAAGAAGGCGAGGAAGCCGAGCGCGAGUGGGGUAGCACCGUGGAUCUCCGGUGCUAUGCCGAGGCUCGACUACGCUCUUCCUCUCAUCGGUCGCCGCGUGUCAAGCACGGAAGGGCGUCGCCGCGCGAAAGCGAAGCGGCCUCCCUCCGCCGCUGCCCCGAGGGCGGACAGAGCGCCAGCGCGCCGCGCCUGUGGAGUGCUGAGGCCCGGAACACCGAAGCUCAGGCGGCCACAAACGCGGACGACGAAGACGGCUUCUCCGCCUCUCUCUAUCCCUGUGGGGUCCCAUUCACCAUACGCAGGAGACCGAAACGCCGCCGCGUCUCUUCUGUCUGCGCGCACGCAGCCGAGGCCCGUGGGCACCAACCAGCCGCAGUGGAAAAGUGUGAACGGCUCGAAGAUCAAAGUCAGAGAGAGGCUACAGACCUCGCGCGCAGAUCUGACAGCCACGCAGAAAAAGGAGGCGGCGCUCCCCAGCAGGGCAACAGGGAUCCGGGGCCUGUGGGAUGUCUCCCUCAGGGUCUCUUCCCCUAUUCGCCCGCCAACGCGUGUUGUGUCCCUCCCUCGGCACGCCUCCGUUUACCCCCGCCCUCGUCGGGCUCCUCAAAGGGGAUGGCUAGCGCCGCCGCGGCGGCUGAGAGCCCCGGGCCGCGCCGCACCACGUUUCCUUUCUCCUCCGCUGCCUGCGGGUCUGCCUCGCUUCAGCCUGCGUCCCUGGUUCCUCGUGCACCUGUCGCCGGCACAGGUUUCUCCUCGAGGUCGUCUUCGGACAUCGCGCCGUUCGCUUCGCCCGGGGCCAGCGCGAGUGCGGAGUGCAAAUCGAUUGGGCCUUCAGACGGAGGCGCCGCGUCCUGCGAGUCGCUGGGCUCCUUUGGGAUGCGGCACAGCGGCACCAGCGCGCUGCUCAAACCACGCGAGACAGAGAAUUCUUCGGCAGUCGGCUCUACCUCCGAGAGGCCACGCUGCAGUUCCGCUCCUCCGUUGUACUCAGCAGAUCAAGCGACGCAAGCGUCGUCGCAUAUCUCACGCCCGCCUCCCUUCCCCACUAAGGACGCUGUGGCUCUCUUCCCGUCUUCUGCCUGCCGCUUCACGGCUCCCUCGGCGCCCGCAGGCGGGGCGGCAGAGGAGGCUGACGAACGGCCCCCGUCUUCCUUCGGCUUGCCCGCCCCCCCCACGCCACGCUUUCCGCUGGUCUCGGGCGCGUCCGGUGCUGCGCAGAGUCCUUCUUCCGUUCCGAAGCGCGGACCACUCUGCGCCUCCGGAUCUGCGCGUGAGUCGCCGGCGCCGUCUCCGUCUUCGGGCGCUUCGGGUCGACGGCGAGAGCGCGAGGGCCCGUCGCUCGGUCCCCAGCCGCACUUCCCGUCUCAGUGUGCGCCUGCCGAAGGAGGCAAGAACAGUACUGUUUCGUGUGCUUCUAUCUUCCUUGAUUCGUCUUCCGCGGCUUCUGCGUCGCCUCCGCUUCCCUCUCUCUGCGCACGCCCCCCAUCGUAUGGCAUGCCUGCCUCGCAUGCGUCUCUGCCUUUGAGUCUCUCGUCUUCAUCCAGUCCCACUGUCUCCUCUCCUCCUCCGUCUUCAGCCUCUCCCGCCUUGCCUGCCUCGACGUCUUCCUUCUCAGCCUCCGCUUUGCCGUCUUCCGCGUGCGCGCCUGCGGCGUCUCCGUCGCCCGGCCUGCCCGCGGGGGCGCAGGCGGGCAGGCCCUGCGCCGCGCGGCUCCCCCCCAACCCUGCGAGCGGCGGUGUGGGGCCGGGCCUUUCUGGGGUCUGUGCUUCAGUCUCCCUGCCGCUCACCGGCGUCUUGACGCACACGACCGGCAUCCACUUCGACAAGCACUCGCUGCGGUGGAAAGCGACGUGGUACGACACCACGGGGCAGAGAAAGGCCAAGUACUUCCCAGUAGGCAAGUACGGCUACGAUCAAGCGCGUCGGUUGGCAAUUCAGGCCCGACACGCGAAUCACGUGCCUCGCAGCACUCGCUUCGCCGCCGCCCACGUUCAGCAGCAAGCCCACCUCCAGCAGCAGCUGCUCUCCCACGCGUUACUAUCUUCUACGUGUGCGCCCUUUGGGCUUUCCGCCGCGCCCUUCUCGCGUCUGCCUUCCGCCCUGCCCUGGGAAGUCUCCGGCGCGCGCCCCUUCCCAGGCGCUGUGCCAGGCUUCCAAGCUUCGUAUUUGCCUCCAAGAUCCGCUGCAGCCGCUCCCUCGGCCGCCGCGUCCAGCCCUCCAAUCGCGUCGCCGGCGGUGUCUUCGUCCCCGGGUCUCGGGCCCCCCUUUCCGGUCUCGUCUUCUUCCGCGGCGCCCGCCUCCGUCCCCCACUCCAGUCCGUUAUCGCAGCCCUGCGUCUACGUUCCCGCGCCUCAUUUCCAACCUCCGGCGGCUGCGCCGCCUGCGUUUCCCCCGCUCCUGUCCUGCGCACCUGUCUCCGCUGCGGCAGCCGCGUCGGCAGCUGCUUCGGGGCCGCCCCACAAGGCAGAAGGUCAUGCGCUGCUUGGCGCCAAAGUCUCGAUCGAAUCUGCGCCCAGCCGCAGGAGCGAAGAAGUCCCGCAGCUCACCAGUCACGCAAGCGAGCGCAUGGUGGCAGCUAAGGAAGAAGGCGAAACCCUCUACGAGCUGGCAGCACUCGAGGCCGAGACUAGCAGGGGAGCUUCGGAAAGCAAAGCGGACCCAGUUGAGCGAAAAAACCGAGAGUGCGAAGAGCGAGGCGGGACGGCCAGCGAGCUGCAGGCGCCGCAUGGAAGGCUGGCGGAGGACGCGCUGUCGGAUGGCGAGACAGAAGAGGCAGCGCGCUCCCGCAGCGUCCAUGAAAGAGAGGCUGAGCAACACCAGGCGCAAUCCGCGCACUCCCAGAACGGCUUCUCCGAAUCUGCCUCUCUCAAGAGCUCGCUGUCGCCCCGUCAGCGGGCAUCGGUCACGCACUCAGCCUGUGGAGAGGCUGCUGCGGGCCUCUCGGCCCGCGAGUUCCAGGGCGGAGGCGAUGAAAAUGCGGAAAACAGAGAGGAGACAGGCCCGACGGGGCUCUCGGCGGACGGCGAGGAGACGCAGGAGGUGUCUGUGAGCGGCGAGUUGAGAAGAGAAGACGAAGGCGAGACGUUGUCAGGGUCCGGCCGAGGUCGCAAGCGACGGCGGGACGCGGAGGAGAUGGCCCCCUUUUCUUUGUGCGACAAUGCCAGCUCGAGACGGGCGGGGGAGACGGCCACGCCAGACGCCAAAGAAAAGCGGAAGCAUGAGUUCUUUCACGGCGAUGGAGCGGAGGCGAAGGCGACAGAUGACGCCCAGGACGAGCCGGAGCUCGUCGACGAUGACGCAGGGGCCAACGAAGGCGAGGAAGACGCGAAAAAGGAAUUUGACUCGCCCCUAGCCCUCGAAAACGGGGACGACGACGACGACGCAGCCCCUCUGAACGAAGAAAUGUUCGACGAGGAAGCCGACAAACGACUCUCUCAAGAGCCCGCGCGCGUGUUGAUUCGCCACGCGUCGCGUCUGGCGCGAGUUCCAGGCAUUUGGUUCGAUAAGAAGCAGCUCAGGUGGGCGUGUACGUUUACGGACGCGUCAGUGGGGAAACGGCGCGCGGAGUACUUUCCUAUUCGGCACUUUGGUUUCUUUGGCGCGCGGCGCCUCGCUGUCAACGCGCGGAGACGCAUGGAGCGCCUGCGGCAGGAACAGCAGUACUUUCAGCAGCACCUUGCGGUGACGCAACGGUCCUUUCUCCCCCUCCUCUCGCCGCGUGCUUCCUCUGCGCCUCUCGGAGCCUCUUUCGGCAUACCUGCUGCCUCGUUCCUUCCCGCCUUCUCCCCCACCGCUUCGCCCUUCCUGCAUCCGCCUGGUGCGGCCUCGGUCCACCUCCUUCCGUCAGCCUCUCCCUCGCCCUCGCCCCAAAACCACGGGAGCGGCGUCCAGUCGCCUCCGACCCCCUGCGGCGCUCCGGGGAUUCCCCCCCCGAGUCCGCCCUCCGCGUCCCCGCUUUCCUUCGCCCCAGUGCUGGCAGGGCCGCCGUCUGCGUCUCCGUCGGCCGCGGCGUGCUUCGCCUUCCGGCAGCCGCUCGCCGCGCACGCCAGCAUUCCUUCUUCUCGACCUGUAAGCUCCGAUUUGCCGUCUGCCUCGUCUCCCUACUUUCUGUGCUCGCUCUCGUCUUCGCGCGGUCUGCCAGAAGGCCCAGCGCCGAGAGUCCCACAGACGCAGGGCUCGCCGCAAGAGCUCCCCGCGAAGCGCGGAGGAGCGCGUCCCAACGAGGAGCGCUACGCGUUCUCUGCUGACCCUGAGGACAAGCGCGACUGUGGAAGCGACGCAGAGGGCCUUCCGCGACAGCCGCACUUCCAGCACCACCAGCAAGAGCUGGUGCUGUUGCUGCUGCGCCAGGCUCAGCAGGGAGAGCAGAAGGAAGCCAAAGGCCUCGUCGCCGCUUCUGCGCCGGAGGAUGGCGCCGUGCCGCAGCCCGUGGCUUUAAACCCGCAACGCGAACGAGCAGACACAAGGCCCCUGCCAGCCUGCGAGGCGACGCUGCUGCCCCCUAGAGACUCGCCCGCGACCUCUCCGCCGGCUUUAGGGCCCUUUCAGAGGCCAGAGGAGACCGCAGUCCAGAGCCGAGCAGCAGUAAGCAGAGACGCAGCGAGGGGCGAAGACGCAGAAAGAGACGGAGCCGCGACGACUCAGUCGCAAGGCGAGGAACAAGGCGGCCAGGGAAGAGACGGACGACACGGCGACGAGGCGGCGGGAGGGCUGCAGGGCGAGAUCUCCGGUGACCUUGCGAAGGGAUUGGUGGCUCGGAACGAGCACGUGGAGCGAGAAACAGAGCCAGAUGCCUGCGCAGGAAGGCGAGAAGAAUGGAGGGGCGCGGCGGACGAGGAACGAAACUGCGUCUGCCUCGCGUUGACAGCCAGUCACCCAGAGCCCGAAAACAAUGGGGCGAAUGAAAGGGACGGUGAUGCGGAGCUAUGCACGGGCAGGGGAGGAGGAGGCACAGACGCCGGCGAGGGCGGCCCAGAGCGCUUCAAAACAGUCAACUGCGUGGUCUACGAAGGGGAAGCGCCCUCCGUCGACGCGCGUGGGAGGGCGCCUGAGGGGCGCGCAGACUGCAACCCGCCACAUGCCGGAGAAGUCCCAACAGCAGCUCGCGCGUGCGAGGGCGCGUUGCCUCUCCAUCCUUGGGUGAGAAGCCACGCAAAGUGCAUCAAGGUUCAAGGUGGUCAGAGUGCGCGCAGGAAGAGGCCGCUUUCUGGCGGCUGGCCUCACCGCUAA